GUCCAACGGAUCUGCAAGUAUGUCCUUACACUGCGACCAGUAUGGGCUUUGGCUUAUGGUCUUUUUCUUCAUCCAGAUUAUCAUAUAAAACCCGUUUUAUAUCCCUCCCCUGGCAAGUGUUGGCCUCCCUGAGGGGUUGAACCAUCUCUCUAGAUUAUUAGCAUAGUGCUCGUUCAAUAUGGCUUCUGACACAGUCUUCAACGUCUCUGUGUUCUUCGUGGUCCUCAGAGAGUCCCUUGAGGCUGUUAUUGUGGUCUCUGUGCUUCUUUCGUUCUUGAAGCAAUCCAUUGGUGAUGGAGAUAAGGCACUUUACAGAAAGCUCCUUAUCCAGGUCUGGGUUGGUGUUGCUGCUGGUCUUAUUGUCUGUCUUGCUAUUGGUGGUGGUUUCAUUGGUGCAUACUACCGUUACCAGAACGAUAUCUUUGGAAACUCUGAAGAUAUUUGGGAGGGUGUUUUCUGUAUGAUUGCCACGGUUAUGAUCUCCUUCAUGGGUAUUGCCAUGUUGAGAAUCAACAAGAUGCAAGCCAAGUGGAGAGUCAAGAUUGCAAGAUCCUUGCUCGCAACUCCAAAGAGAAAGAGAGACAGAUUCAAAUUCGGAUACUUGACCAAGAAGUACGCCAUGUUCUUGCUGCCAUUCAUCACGGUCCUGAGAGAAGGUCUUGAGGCUGUUGUCUUCGUUGCCGGUGCCGGUAUUACCACCCAAGGUUCCUCUGCUAGAGCAUACCCUCUACCAGUGUUUGUUGGUCUGAUCUGUGGUAUUCUUGCUGGUUUCCUUCUUUACUAUGGUGUCUCUUAUGCAUCCAUGCAAAUCUUCUUGGUGAUCUCCACCUGUAUCCUUUACUUGAUCGCUGCAGGUUUGUUCUCCAGAGGUGUGUGGUACUUUGAAACCAACACUUUCAACAAGAAGACUGGUGGUGAUGCUUCCGAAUCCGGUGAUGGUAACGGUUCCUACGAUAUCACAAAGGCCGUCUACCACGUUAACUGUUGUAACCCUGAGUUGGAUAACGGUUGGGAUGUGUUCAACGCCCUUCUGGGAUGGCAAAACACUGGUUACAUCGGCUCUGUCUUGGCUUACAACUUGUACUGGUUGUGUUUGAUCAUUGUGGUCUUGUUGAUGCUCUUCGAAGAGAAGACUGGUCACCUGCCAUUCUGUAAGAGCUUGAAGUUGAGACAAUUGAACCCAAUGUACUGGAUCAAGGGUAAGAACAAAAAGGAGCUCACCGAGGAGGAGAAGAGAGAGUUGUUCAAGCAGGUUAAGGAAGAGGUCAGAUUCGGCCAAGAUGGUGGUAUUGAAGAAGUUGAGAGCUCUGAUGAUGCUCAAGCACAUGGUGCUUCAUACGAGCUGAAGACUGAAGCUAAGUAA
This is a messenger RNA of Williopsis jadinii, 1363 nucleotides long. RefSeq names its product FTR1 family protein. Bases 179 to 1363 code for a protein of 394 amino acids. Lineage: Eukaryota; Fungi; Ascomycota; Saccharomycetes; Phaffomycetales; Wickerhamomycetaceae. Gene Ontology annotation, cellular component: high-affinity iron permease complex; plasma membrane. Gene Ontology annotation, molecular function: ferrous iron transmembrane transporter activity. Gene Ontology annotation, biological process: iron ion transmembrane transport. The transcript has a single exon. The record is from RefSeq and is a predicted model, not a curated record.